Colletotrichum truncatum is the source of this 957-nucleotide messenger RNA. NCBI's taxonomy places the organism in Eukaryota, Fungi, Ascomycota, Sordariomycetes, Glomerellales, Glomerellaceae. The record is from RefSeq and is a predicted model, not a curated record.
AUGUCUCCCCCGUCCAAGCGUCCUACGGGACUGCUCCGCCGCCUUCCCGGGCUGCGUACGAGUGUGACGUCUGCAGCUGUCGCUGGCAUGGGAAAGGGAAUUGGAGGUAGACGCGCCGCAGCAAUAUCGGGAACCGGAGCACACACCCUCCUCCGUUGCCUCGAUUUUGCUACCGGUACCCCCUUUAGGCCACAUCUCCCUCAUCUGCGCCGCGUCCGCGUUUAUCAAACUUCCAGCCCGGCCGCCUCUCCCUGCGAUCCCUACUUAACCCCCAACGCCGCCCGUCUCCGCCUGGGCCUGUCUACCACUACUUUCCCCAUCCGAUCAAAAUCUGCCAUCAUGUCCUCUACAACUACAACAACCACCACAGCCACCAACACCACCUCCAACAUGCAGCAGACCCGACGCUCCCACGGCGGCCACUCCCACGGCCAUGGCCAUCACCACCACCAUCAUCAUGACAAUGUCUACCUGACCUCCAGCAACAAGAACGACGCUGGUGUCCGCAUCACUCGCAUCGGUCUCUACUCUAACCUGGGCAUGGCUAUCGCCAAGGGUGCCGGUGGCUACGCCUUCGGCUCCCAGGCAAUGGUUGCUGAUGCCUGGCACAGUCUGACUGAUCUGGCCUCUGAUAUUCUGACCCUGGCUACUGUCUCUUGGAGUCUGAAGCCUCCGACCGACACCUUCCCCACAGGUUUCGGCAAGAUUGAGAGCCUGGGAUCCUUGGGAGUCUCUAGCAUGCUUCUUGGCGGCGGCCUGUUCAUGUGUUGGAGCAGCUUGCUGACCCUACACGCCCACCUGUUCCUGGAUGCCGCAGCUGCAGCUGAGGCCAUCGCUCACGCCCAUCACCAUGGCCACAGCCACAGCCAUGAUCACUCUGGUCCGAGUCUGCACGCUGCCUGGUUGGCUCUUGGCACUGUCGCCGUGAAGGAAUGGUUAUACCAAGCCAGUCAAUGA